This is a messenger RNA of Fusarium poae, 777 nucleotides long. RefSeq lists its product as uncharacterized. Gene Ontology annotation, biological process: intracellular manganese ion homeostasis. The record is from RefSeq and is a predicted model, not a curated record. NCBI's taxonomy places the organism in Eukaryota, Fungi, Ascomycota, Sordariomycetes, Hypocreales, Nectriaceae. Gene Ontology annotation, molecular function: iron ion transmembrane transporter activity; manganese ion transmembrane transporter activity. The transcript has a single exon. Gene Ontology annotation, cellular component: fungal-type vacuole membrane. Bases 1 to 777 code for a protein of 258 amino acids.
AUGAAGUCAAUCAAAAAACAAAGUCUAAAGCGCUUCUUUUCCGAUUUCACACUUGGUUUCUCUGAUGGACUUACAGUCCCCUUCGCCCUCACAGCAGGGCUAAGCUCUCUCGGCAAAGCAGACACUGUCAUAACAGGUGGAUUGGCAGAGUUAUGUGCUGGCAGUAUAAGCAUGGGAAUCGGGGGAUAUCUCGCUGCACGCGAUGAAUGUCUCCCUUGUCAACCAACACUCUCAGAUGAAGAGGACUUGAGCGACCACAAUGGCAGCGAUGGAACAAGUGAGACUGACUGUAUGGUCGAGCAGUCAGAGAAGAUGCAAGCAAGAUUGGACGAUCUCAUUAGGUGUCAUCUUGAGCCACUGAAUCUGUCUGUUUCAUCAAUCACUACAGUUCUUGAUAGCAUCCAGCGAGAGCCAAAGACUGUACGACAUACCAUAUCAAAACUUGAAUCAUUCAGGGACAACAUAUCGCUUCCUGACACUUCACACACACCUUCAUCUAUUAUUUCUGGCUUGACUAUAUCGCUUGGCUAUGCAGUUGGAGGUAUCAUUCCUCUCCUGCCAUACUUCUUUGCCAGCACUGUGGGUAUGGGACUGCGAUUGAGUACCUUUCUAUGCCUGAUGGUGUUGUUCGCCUUUGGAGCUGGUAAGAGAUGGAUUCUCAGCUCAGAUAGAAGAAACAUCAUUCCGUGUCUUGUCGAAGGGUUGCAGAUGUUAGUACUGGGAGCUGUGGCCGCUUGUGCAGCAGUUUUAUGUGUUAUCUGGGUUGCUGAUAGAUAG